Molecule: messenger RNA, 2985 nt
Organism: Sardina pilchardus (European sardine)
Lineage: Eukaryota; Metazoa; Chordata; Actinopteri; Clupeiformes; Clupeidae
Gene: smyd4
Product: SET and MYND domain containing 4
Exons: 10
Coding region: 67-2424 (785 amino acids)
Biological process (GO): heart development
Cellular component (GO): nucleus; cytoplasm
Molecular function (GO): histone deacetylase binding
Source: RefSeq, a predicted model, not a curated record
ACUGCUGGCUCUGCUUAUUUGUGCAAAAGCACGUUAGCGAGGUGGCGUAUUUAGAAACAUAAAGUAAUGGAUUUACCCUGCCCAGACUGGAUCAGGCACGCGGAACAGAUUUGGAGUCAGUUGGAUCCUGAGCAACAAAAAAAGUUAUCCGUCCUGUCCGACAUAGACGAAAUAUUUGUUUUUGGACAGUCACAGACAACGGUCGAGGAUGUCCAGGUCCUGUCCAGUAUCAGCAUCACCUACCCCGUGCAAAAGUGCGCUCAGAGUGCUGGGCGGUGUAGAGAGAGAGGCAACAGCAGUUUCAAAGCUAAAGACUACAUGGCAGCUUCGCUACACUACUCACAGGGUUUGUGCCACGCCCCGGAGGACUCUGAGCAGCUGGCACUGUGCUAUGCCAACCGAUCGGCUGCCCUGUUUCACCUCGCCUGCUACCAGGAGAGUCUGGAGGACAUCGAGCGAGCGCUGGCACACGGCUACCCCUCUCAGCUGCAGCCGAAGCUCCUCACCAGGAGAGAGCAGUGCCAGGCCCUCAUACAGGCACAGCCACAGCCUGGGCAGCAGCAGACGGGCACGGUGGCACCAACCAGCAUCGCAGCAGGAGUGAGUCUGCAUGUCAGCCCGGAGAAAGGGCGCCAUCUGGUGGCCACGAAGGGGAAGUGCGCUGGAGAGGUGCUGCUGGAGGACCAGGCCUUCAGUUGUGUGCUGAUCCCAGGAGAGGGGCUCAUGGGUGGGCCGGAGGGGAGGACCAAGAAGGGGACAGACAGGCCAGAAGGUUCAUUUGGCACGGAGGACCGCUGCUGCCACCGUUGCCUGUGCCCGACGCUGUGCCCAGUGCCCUGCCCAAGCUGUAGUUACACACGCUACUGUGGGCAGCGGUGCCAACAGCAGGCCUGGCAGGAGCACCAUCGCUGGGAGUGCCCCCUGGGGGCGGAGCUGAGAGCCGUAGGCGUCCUGGCGCAGCUGGCACUGCGGGUGGCACUGAAGGGCGGCCUGCGGCAGGUCAAGAGGGCACAAGGGUCAGAGGUCAAGGCUAGAAGCCAGUCAAAGCAGGAAGUGCCUGAGGAGGUGAAGGAGAAGGAGAGCGAUGAUGAGAAAGAGAACACACACACUCACGACACCACUGUGCCCUCUGCUGGACAAACCAAGCCAGUGCUGCCCACCAGUGGCUCCAUGCAGAUGUCUGACCUCUGUGCGGGUUGCCAUGGUGAUGCUUAUCAGCAUGUCUACAGUCUGUUACCACAUGUGGAGGGACACGCCCCAAGCCUGCGAUUCCUUUACGCCGUUACCAUAGCAACACUGUAUCAAUUACUGCAGCAGGCAGGGCCUCCUCCAUACUCUUGGCGAGGCGGGGACUACGGGAGUGACAGCUCUGAUGGCCAAUCAGUAUUUGAGGAUUCUGCGGCUGGAGAAUGGAGUCCAGAAUUGAGCAUGCUGGGAGCUACAGCUCUGAGACAUCUCUUACAGCUGAGGGCGAACGCCCAGGCCAUCAUUACUGAGAGAGUAUCAGAUAAGUGUGGAGCGGCGGUACAGGCCAGCCAAGAGAUCCGCGUCGCUACGGCAAUAUACCCGACUCUCAGCCUCAUGAACCACGCCUGCCGACCCAACACCAGCGUGACCUUUGACCCGGGGUACGGUGGUGGGGGCGCCCCAGAUGGGACCUCGUCCCUCACCACGUCUGCCACAGGGGUCUCCGUCACAGUCCGCGCCGCCAGGGACCUGACUGCUGGAGACGAGCUGCUGCACUGCUACGGUCCCCACUGCAGCCGGAUGAAGGUGCAGGAGCGACAGCGCCUCCUCCUGGAGCAGUACCGCUUCACCUGUCAGUGUGAGGCCUGCCUGCAGGACCUGAAGUCACCACCAGAGGGCUCUCUCACCACCACGCAUUACAAGUGUCCCAUAUGUGCCAAAGCUCUGCAGACGGGAGCUGGCGGUUAUGUGUGUGUGCGUAAGGGCUGUUCAGGGCAGCUGUCCAGCAGGGAGGCGGAGCAGACCCUGCAGGUCAUCACAGCACGGCUGGAUCAGGCUCUGGAGCUGCUGGACCUGGACAGGCCUGACGAGGCCCUCAGGCUUCUCCAGGAAGCUCUGAGUAGAGCAAAGCGCCACCUGCUGGAGACACACAAACUGCAGGGUAAACUCUCUGAUACCACUGCCAGAGCCUACGCAAGCAUGGGUAGCUGGUGUGAGGCGGCGUCCCACCUGAGCCGCAGUGUGUUGUGGGUCCGCGGGCAGUUUGGAGCGGACAGUGUGGAGGUGGGACAGCAGCUCUUCAAACUGGCACAGCUGCACUUCAACGGAGGGCAGGCUGGCCAGUCUCUCUCUGUGAUCGCCGAGGCUCAGAGGGUUCUCGUUCUCCACCGCCGUGCCCACAGUGAGGAACUACAGGAGCUCAGAGCCAUGGAGAACUGUGUUAGAGGAGCACUGUGAACACACACACACACACACACACACACACACACUACAGGAGCUCAGAGCCAUGGAGAACUGUCUGAGAGGAGCACUGUGAACAAACACACACACACACACACACACACACACCAUCAUGCCAAGAAGCACACCCAUUGUGACAGAAUUACACGCAGAAACACAGACUGAGACUGAACACAAAAUAUUGGAUGUGGAUUUGAUGUAAAUGCAAAACUAUUUGUUUACACUCGGAGCAAUCUAACAGAGUAAUGUAAUGCUUUUAGAAGUGUGUGUGUGUGUGUGUGUGUGUGUGUGUGUGUGUGUGUGUGUGUGUGUGUGUGUGUGUGUGUGUGUGUGUGUGUGUGUGUGUGUGUGUGUGUGUGUGUGUGUGUGUGUGUGUGUGUGUGUGCACUGCGUGCGUGUGUGUGUACUCUUUGACCUGCAGGGGGAACUCUCAGUUCACUAGAGGAGAGAGGAGUUUCAGUUGUUGGCACAUGAGGCACGGCACUUCACAUGACCUUACAGGCGUCCUAGUGUAAAAUACAUGUAAAUCAUUUCUAUGUGUAAAUAUACAUCAAAUAU